Messenger RNA from Heteronotia binoei (common prickly gecko), 1230 nucleotides. Its product is annotated as alpha-tectorin-like. The record is from RefSeq and is a predicted model, not a curated record. The transcript has 6 exons. Lineage: Eukaryota; Metazoa; Chordata; Lepidosauria; Squamata; Gekkonidae. Gene Ontology annotation, biological process: cell-matrix adhesion. Bases 1 to 1230 code for a protein of 409 amino acids.
AUGGUGGUGGAAAGUGCCAUCAAGUCAUCUCCUGCUUAUGUGGUGGUGACCCUGUAUGCUUUUCAAGACACGUUGCUCUACCCAUAUGGACCCAAAUAUCAGGACACAAGAACCCCUAAGGCAGAUGAUGGGGCCUCCCCUCCAAUUCCCAUCUCUGAGGACUUCUACUUCUUUACCCAGAAAUUUCGGUCUCUUUACGUGAACAAUAAUGGGGUGGUGUCCUUUGACAACCCCGUCAGCCAGUUCACCCCCGAUCCUUUCCCACUGACUGACGGCCGGGCGUUCGUUGCCCCGUUCUGGGCUGACGUUGACAACCGUAUCACGGGCGAAGUGUACCACCGGCAGAGCCGAGACGAGCAACUGUUGAAGAGAGUCACAGCUGACAUCAAUGUUUACUUCCCGAAAGAAACUUUUGUGGCCACCUGGGUCUUUGUGGCCACCUGGGACCGGGUGGCUUUCUACGGAUCCUUGUCCUCCAAGGUGAACACAUUCCAGGCUGUGUUGACCUCCAAUGGCCACUUGUCUUUCAUAAUGCUGCACUACCAGGACAUCCAGUGGACAUCGGGGAAAGCAAGUGGGGGAGAUGCAUUCACUGGCCUAGGGGGCACACCUGCUCAGGCUGGAUUUAACAACGGAGAUGCCAAAAACUAUUUCAACAUUCCUGGGUCUUGGACUCCAAGGAUCAUUAAUGUCAGUUCAACAAGUAAUGUCAUGGUCCCUGGGCGUUGGGUCUUUCAAGUGGACAUCUUUGCAGUGCCCAAUGGCUGCAUUUAUAAAGCUAACUUCCUGUCGUUUGGUGCCAUCAUCUGGAGUGACAAUACCUGUGAAAACAAAUGCCAGUGCAUUUCCGAUGGCAACAGGGUGGUGUGCCAGGCUGGAAAAUGCGCAUCUGAUGAGAUUUGCCAAUCAGCUUCUUUUUACUAUCUGUGCCAGCCAAUGCAUAGAGCGACAUGCCAAGUUCUGAGUGGAUGGCAUUACACUACCUUUGACGGGCAACUUUAUCAUUUCCAAGGCUCCUGCACCUAUGUGCUGUCUCAGAUGUGUAUGCCUUUGCACAAACACAACCUGGAAUAUUAUCACAUAGAGGCAGAUAUCCUGAUGCCAGAAACAGACCUGGGAGCACCACACAUCGAACGCUUGCGCAUGAUGGUCUAUGGGCAGGAGGUGGCCAGUAUUAUAGGUACCACUGAACACGUCCUAGUAAGUCAUCAGAAGUAUGGUUCUCUUUGA